AUGAGGGUGAUACGGGCUGUGGCUACGCUUAAUAGCGGCCGCACUGUCGGACCGAGCCAUGGCGUCCGUUAUUUCAGCCUGGGCUGUCGCGCCGCCAUCAACACGACGUCGUCGCGAGUGGCCCCAGCACUGCCAACGCUGCUUGGGAACCGCCGCCACUUCAGCAUCACCAACUACAGGACGGCUGCUAUCAGCGCCGCCGAAGAUGCUCUCCGGCAAGCAAAAGAGCUCGCGGCGAAGAUGUCGCCCGAGGCGGCGGCUGCCCGUAUGACCCCCGAAGAAAUAAAGCGGCUAUCCCAGGUCCGGAAUAUUGGCAUUGCAGCACACAUCGACAGUGGCAAGACUACCGUGACGGAGCGCAUCCUGUACUAUACCGGGCGAGUUAAGGCGAUCCACGAGGUUCGAGGCCGUGACGGCGUCGGCGCCAAGAUGGACUCGAUGGAGCUCGAAAGGGAGAGAGGCAUUACGAUCCAGUCCGCUGCUACCUUUGCGGACUGGAUUAAGAAGGAGGACGACAAGGACGAGACAUACCACAUCAACCUGAUUGACACCCCAGGACAUAUCGACUUCACCAUCGAGGUCGAGAGAGCGAUGCGAGUGCUAGAUGGUGCUGUGAUGGUCCUCUGUGCCGUCAGCGGCGUGCAGAGUCAGACUAUCACUGUCGACAGGCAGAUGAAGCGGUACGACGUCCCGCGGAUCAGCUUCGUGAACAAGAUGGACCGCAUGGGAGCGAACCCGUUCAAGGCGGUAGAGCAGAUCAACAAUAAGCUCAAGAUCCCCGCCGCAGCGAUCCAGAUCCCCAUUGGCGUGGAGAAGGAGUUUGAGGGCGUCGUCGACCUGAUCGAGAUGAGGGCCAUCCGGAAUGACGGACAGCGGGGCAUCAACGUCAAGGUCUCCAAGGAAAUCCCAGCCGAGCUCAAGGAGCUUGCGGAGGAGAAACGGCAGGAGCUGAUCGAAAAGCUGGCCGACGUGGACGACGAGAUGGCAGAGAUGUUUCUGGACGAGAAGGUUCCCACCAACCUACAGAUCAAAGCGGCAAUUCGAAGGGCAACCAUUGCGCGAAAGUUCACACCCGUGCUGAUGGGGUCUGCGCUUGCCGACAAGGCUGUCCAGCCCAUGCUGGAUGCCGUCUGCGACUAUCUUCCGAACCCGUCCAACAUCACAAACAUGGCCCUUGACCUCUCGAAAGGCGAGGCGCCCGUGGAGCUCGUCCCCUACAACUCGAUGCCCUUUGUCGGCCUCGCCUUCAAGCUGGAAGAGAACCCCUACGGCCAGGUCACCUACUUGCGCGUCUACCAGGGGUCUCUCAAGAAGGGCACCUACCUCUUCAACUCGCGCACCAACAAGAAGGUCCGCAUCCCGCGUAUCGUGCGCAUGCACUCCAACGAGAUGGAGGACGUCGCUGAAAUUGGAGCCGGCGAGAUUUGCGCCGUCUUUGGCGUAGAAUGCGCGUCGGGUGACACAUUUACCGAUGGCCGCCUGCCCUACGGCAUGAGCUCCAUGUUCGUCCCCGAUGCCGUCAUGUCGCUCAGCAUCAAGCCUAAGCGGAGCAGCGACGCCGAUGGCUUCAGCAAAGCCAUGAACCGCUUCAUGCGGGAAGACCCUACCUUCAGACUGCACGUCGACGAGGAGUCUGAAGAGACUAUCAUCAGUGGCAUGGGCGAACUCCACCUGGACAUUUAUGUCGAGCGCCUGCGCCGCGAGUACAAGGUCGAUUGCGAGACCGGGCAGCCGCGCGUUGCCUACCGGGAAACCAUCAACACCCGCACAGAAUUCGACUACCUGCUGAAGCGCCAGUCCGGCGGCCCCGGCGACUAUGCCCGUGUUUUGGGCUGGAUCGGGCCGAAUGAGGAGAAUCGCGAGGACAACAAGUUCGAGACUAAGGUGGUCGGCGGCACCAUCCCAGACAAGUUCCUAUCUGCCUGCGGCAAGGGCUUUGAGGAGGUCUGCCAGAGGGGCCCGCUCCUGGGCCACAAAGUUAUCGGCGCACACAUGGUGGUCACGGACGGCGCAACGCACGUCACCGACUCUAGUGACUAUGCCUUCAACCUAGCAACGCAGAUGGCCUUCAAGAAGGCCUUCGAUGACGCCGGGGGCCAGGUUCUCGAGCCUCUGAUGAAGACAACCAUUACGGCCCCCGUCGAGUUCCAGGGCAACAUUCUCAUGCUGAUGAACAAGCGCGGCACAAUCGUGGACACCGAAGUCGGCGCCGACGAUUUCACAAUGGUUGCUGACUGCAGCCUUAACGCCAUGUUCGGCUUCAGCUCGCACCUGCGGGCCGCCACACAGGGCAAGGGCGAGUUUAGCAUGGAGUUUAGCCACUAUGCCGCAGCGCCGCCACAUCUGCAGAAAGAGCUCGUUUCCAAAUACCAGAAGGAACUGGAGGCGAAGCGAAACAAGUAA
Lasiosphaeria miniovina is the source of this 2403-nucleotide messenger RNA. Its product is annotated as elongation factor G, mitochondrial. The record is from RefSeq and is a predicted model, not a curated record. Gene Ontology annotation, cellular component: mitochondrion. Lineage: Eukaryota; Fungi; Ascomycota; Sordariomycetes; Sordariales; Lasiosphaeriaceae. The coding region runs from base 1 to 2403 and encodes 800 amino acids. The transcript has 4 exons. Gene Ontology annotation, molecular function: GTP binding; GTPase activity; translation elongation factor activity. Gene Ontology annotation, biological process: mitochondrial translational elongation.